Messenger RNA from Dioszegia hungarica, 1479 nucleotides. RefSeq lists its product as uncharacterized. The record is from RefSeq and is a predicted model, not a curated record. Lineage: Eukaryota; Fungi; Basidiomycota; Tremellomycetes; Tremellales; Bulleribasidiaceae. The coding region runs from base 1 to 1479 and encodes 492 amino acids. The transcript is spliced from 7 exons.
AUGGAAGAUGCUGGAGAUGAGAGGUGGGGGAGCUGGAGGGUAGAUGAGAAGCAGAGAGGAGGGGAUAUAAUUCGCCAGCUCUGCUCUGACCCCCUCGCCUCAUUCACUUUCUUUGAUAACUGGGCUACCUCUUAUCCACCCAUCUUGCCCUUCGAUCUCUGCUUUGUAGCUUUUACCUUGCGACACCCCGCCCGCCCAUCGCCCAAAAUGCUUUUCCUCCCGCUUCAACCCUGCGACUCUUCGCCCCUCACACCGGCUGACAGGGACAUCUUGAAUCAAUAUCGGAGCGUGAUCCACGUCAGACCAAGCACAUCGUCUGCCCACGACCGUCUCACCCUGGCGACCUCCUCAUCCGCCUCCAUCAAAGAGCCAACCGAUCGACAAUUCUCAGUUUUUGACUGUAUCGAUCCGCGAGUCCUUCACUCGUCUCCCUCCCCCGUAUCGACUUGGUCCACCACCACGGCUACUACACUCAAUGGGAGCUAUACCCAGUUAUCUGCCGUCCUACCCACCACACGCGGCCCGAUUCCUCCAACCGCAUCUAUGGUUGAGUCAUCGCUGGACGACGUGGAUACCGCCUCCGAAUCGGACAGUGAAGAGGAGUAUCUGCCCGAGCUCGUGCCCAAGUCCACGCAGACCUCGCUUCGACAAGCUGCUAUCAUCAUCGAGCGGGCAGCAACUCCACUCCUGAAGGUCGAGGGAGGCGGAGCGGCGGUUCCACAGGGUCAGACAGCCCCUGGUCCCGCUCGAAAGACCAUACUCAGGGGUCUCAAAACUCGGCCGAGUCCCUACUCGCCGGUCAAGCCCUCCGCCACUCCGAAGACCGGAUGCGACACCGCACCUCCCGCGCCCGCUCGAUCUGCCAUAAGGGUCGCCCUCCCUACACCCUCAGCCACACCCAGCGCGAAGCCCGGCAGAUCGACCGGUGCGUUCACCCCGACCGUCGCCGAAGGUCGACAGAGGCGGACCACUUCCUCGUCACCCGAAAAGAUCAACGCGGCCAUGGCGCCCACCCCCUCCCCGACUCCGCCCCGGAGCGUGCGAAGGCGGCGUAACCCGAUCUACACUCCCACCCCACCUCCCUCGUUCGAUGCGCCCGCCUCCUCUGCUUCGCCGGAAGGGGACGACGACGGAGAGUACGAAGGAAGCCCCGCGCCGACUGCGGCGACAAAGCGGAAGCGCGCCCAGGCUGGUCGGGACUCCGAGAAGCGGGGCCCGCAGAACCAGAGGGCGCAACAGAGGUAUCGGGAGAAGAGCAGCACGAUCAACGGAGUGAGCCGCGAGGCUAUGGCUCUCAGCGCGGCGAUGCUUGACUUCCUCGCCCCGUGCCCGGCUCUCAAACAUCUGCGCAAGGAACUUACCCGGUUCACUGCGGUCAUCAAGGACGCAGACGGACCGAAAGGUCUGCAGACCGUCGCGUAUGAUCAGAAGGUCCGCGACCUCAAAACUCAGUUGUCGGACAAGUUCGGCAAGGCCUAA